Lacerta agilis (Sand lizard) is the source of this 1440-nucleotide messenger RNA. It is a transcript of the gene TMEM234, whose product is annotated as transmembrane protein 234. The record is from RefSeq and is a predicted model, not a curated record. NCBI's taxonomy places the organism in Eukaryota, Metazoa, Chordata, Lepidosauria, Squamata, Lacertidae. The transcript is spliced from 4 exons. Bases 209 to 718 code for a protein of 169 amino acids.
GGGAACCUGCAGCCGUCCAGACUCCCAAUUCCCAUCAGCGCCAGCCAGCAUGGUUGAUGGUCUGGAGUGAUGGGAACUAGUUCAGGGACAUCUGGAGGACCACAAGUUCACCACCUUCGAUGUAGGGCUUCCCAUCACCUCAUAUAUUGAUGCUGUAGUUUAUGCUGUUGGUAGUCUUAUGGGUGUGGGGCCUCUGGUACCAUGACAAAUGGUGUUGGUGCUGGGGAACUGUUGGACGCUGAACCUUGAACCAUUCCCUAACUCAUGCAUUGAAAAAUUCUUCAAAACAAUUCUUAGACUGCAGGGAUUAGAGCACUGUGUUGUUACAGGUGAAGUUGCUGCUUUGGUCUUGGUGGCAGUUCUUUGGGGAGGAACCAAUCCAUUUUUGAAAAGAGGAACUGAGGGUCUGGAGCGAGUGAAGAGAGAGAGCAGAACUCUACAGCUGCUGGCAGAAAUUAAAUUCCUUUGUCUCAAUUACAAGUACGUGGUGCCAUUUGUGCUCAACCAGUGUGGCUCUUUUGUCUACUAUCUUACUUUAGCAUCUACAGACCUGACCUUGGCUGUACCUCUUUGUAACUCUCUGGCUCUGAUGUUCACCUUAGUAACGGGGAAGGUUCUUGGAGAAGACAUUGGUGGUGCAAGGGCAGCACUGGGAAUGCUACUGACAGCUUUGGGAGUUGCACUCUGCAUAGCUGGGUCUGUACAUGAGACAUCAUGAGAACCGUCUUGGAAGAAGGGCAGAAUCUGUGGAAGGCAACAGUUCUCCAUGCUAAUGCUGGCUCUGCUCAUAGGACACACACACACAGCAUCUUUGGAGGCACCCAGUGGACUCUGCACAAGCUUAGAGAUGUCAAGGCCUGAAGGAAAAGCAUUGUCUUCCUUAACCUCUAGCCCCACUGGUUGGCAGUGGGCCCUGGGUGGCGUGACUUGGCAUUGGGAUGCUCCUGCCAGCCUGUCCACAGCAGAACCCUUGAGAGUUCUGGGGGUGCCUUCACAUUAAUGGUGCAAUAAGGAGCAUUUUCAACUUGGGCAGGGUUUGUUCAAAGUGCUUAAGAGAGCAAUUUUCUGCAAAAGUGAACUAAAAGUGCAGGCAUUCCUGCUAGUGCACAUGCAGAGCUGUGAGGCAGGGCGACAGUGGAAGUGUUGAACUGUAAAGCCCCAAACAGCAUCAUGUGAUGGACUGCUUAGGCCUCUGCGAAGUUGCCUAACCACUGAAAUUGGCUUUGGCAGCCCUGCUCUUUGGCCCAUAAUUAGUUAAGAUCAGAAGGGCAUGCAGAAAGACUAGGCUGGAGGACAAUAUGUUGAGAAAAUCUUGUCUAGGUUAAUGCCUAGAAUUUUUCUGUGGCUUUACUCUUAUUUUAAUUGUUUCUUAAUCAUAGUAUAAGCCAUCAUAGAAAGUUGUUACCUGGACAGGUGAUGUGUAAAUGAUUGUAAACAAAU